GUAAACGGAGCGCACAUACCUGGAGCGCUGCUGGCGCCCGAUAAGCGCCCGGAAUGGAGGUGAUGUAACGGUGAUGCGGGCGCCAGCCCACUCUCACCGACAGCCAGGUGCCUUGCCUGGGGACAGGCCCGCGCGAGAGCGAGCGACCCGGCGCGCCCGGCUCAGCCCGGGUCCCGGGGAGAGGCAGGCCCUGCGCCCCGGCCCGGGCCCGGCCACCCCAGCCAGGACCCCGCCUGGCUCCGCGCCCCGCGCCGAGUCCCUCCAACCCCGCCGGCGCCCCGCCUGGGGCUAGAGUUGGCCCCAAACGCCGCGCCGGAGCGGGGCCAGCGGUGCGUCCCAGGGACCUGACUGGAGCCUGGCCUGGGAGCCGGGAUGGCCAUCCACAAAGCCUUGGUGAUGUGCCUGGGACUGCCUCUCUUCCUGUUCCCAGGGGCCAGGGCCCAGGGCCAUGCUCCACCUGGCUGCAGCCCAGACCUCAACCCCCUCUAUUACAACCUGUGUGACCGCUCUGGGGCGUGGGGCAUCGUCCUGGAGGCGGUGGCUGGGGCAGGCGUCGUCACCACGUUUGUGCUCACCAUCAUCCUGGUGGCCAGCCUCCCCUUUGUGCAGGACACCAAGAAGCGGAGCCUGCUGGGGACCCAGGUGUUCUUCCUGCUGGGGACCCUGGGCCUCUUCUGCCUCGUGUUUGCCUGCGUGGUGAAACCCGACUUCUCCACCUGUGCCUCUCGGCGCUUCCUCUUUGGGGUCCUGUUCGCCAUCUGCUUCUCCUGUCUGGUGGCCCACGUCUUUGCCCUCAACUUCCUGGCCCGGAAGAACCAUGGGCCCCGGGGCUGGGUGAUCUUCACUGUGGCUCUGCUGCUGACCCUGGUGGAGGUCAUCAUCAACACGGAGUGGCUGAUCAUCACCCUGGUUCGGGGCAGUGGCGAGGGCGGCCCUCAGGGCAACAGCAGUGCCGACUGGGCCGUGGCCUCCCCCUGCGCCAUCGCCAACAUGGACUUCGUCAUGGCGCUCAUCUACGUCAUGCUGCUGCUACUGGCUGCCUUCCUGGGGGCCUGGCCCGCUCUGUGCGGCCGCUUCAAGCGCUGGCGUAAGCAUGGAGUCUUCGUGCUGCUCACCACGACCACCUCCAUGGCCAUCUGGGUGGUGUGGAUUGUCAUGUAUACCUACGGCAACAGGCAGCGCAACAGUCCCACCUGGGAUGACCCCACGCUGGCCAUCGCCCUCGCCGCCAACGCCUGGGCCUUCGUCGUCUUCUAUGUCAUCCCCGAGGUCUCCCAGGUGACCAAGUCCAGUCCAGAGCAAAGCUACCAGGGGGAUAUGUACCCCACCCGGGGCGUGGGCUAUGAGACCAUCUUGAAAGAGCAGAAGGGUCAGAGCAUGUUCGUGGAGAACAAGGCCUUUUCCAUGGAUGAGCCAGCAGCAGGCACGGCGGAUCAUGCCUGUCAUUGCAGCACUUUGGGAGGCCAAGCUAAGAGACCAGUGUCGCCAUACAGCGGGUACAACGGGCAGCUGCUGACCAGUGUGUACCAGCCCACCGAGAUGGCCCUGAUGCACAAAGGCCCGUCCGAAGGAGCUUACGAUGUCAUCCUCCCACGGGCCACCGCCAACAGCCAGGUGAUGGGCAGUGCCAACUCGACCCUGCGGGCUGAAGACAUGUACUCGGCCCAGAGCCACCAGGCGGCCGUGCCGCUGAAAGAUGGCAAGAACUCUCAGGUCUUUAGAAACCCCUACGUGUGGGACUGAGUCAGCGGUGGCCAGGAAAGGCGGGCAGAUUUGGGGAGGGCCCUGGGGACCUGGCCCUGGACAAGGGGCUCUUCAGGCUUCUCCUCCCCCUGGCAGGCUCAGCAGCGGGGGCCCCGGAGCUGGAUGGGCCUCCCUUCCUGCCAGUGUUGGGGUGGAUGUCCUGGGUGUCCCCACCCACUCCUCGGUGUUUGUGGAGUAGAGGAGCCCAAGCUCGGCCCCCUGCCAGGGUCACCUCGGCGGUCUCACUCCAGCCAAAUAGUGUUCUCGGGGUGGUGGCCGGGCAGCGCCUAUGUUUCUCUGGAGAUUCCUGCAACCUCAAGAGACUUACCAGGCGCUCAGGCCUGGAUCUUGCUCCUCUGUGAGGAACAAGAGUGCCUAAUAAACAUGUUUCUGCUUUAUUAA
Messenger RNA from Saimiri boliviensis boliviensis (Bolivian squirrel monkey), 2145 nucleotides. It is a transcript of the gene GPRC5C, whose product is annotated as G protein-coupled receptor class C group 5 member C. Gene Ontology annotation, biological process: G protein-coupled receptor signaling pathway. Lineage: Eukaryota; Metazoa; Chordata; Mammalia; Primates; Cebidae. The record is from RefSeq and is a predicted model, not a curated record. Gene Ontology annotation, cellular component: signaling receptor complex; plasma membrane; intracellular membrane-bounded organelle. Gene Ontology annotation, molecular function: protein kinase activator activity; G protein-coupled receptor activity.